AUGAUUCAAUUGCAUGUAUGGGGAUAUCAAGAUGAAGUCAGUAUAAUAUCACCUCAUUGCAUAGCGACAACUUGGCUACUAAACUUGGUUUUAACUCCGUUAAACGUCCCAUUUAAGAUUAUAACUUCAAAUAAUACAAAAUUAUCAGAAUUAAAUCAAUUACCAGUGCUAAUAAUAUCUGAAGAUGAGAAAUAUGAUGGAUAUUAUAGUAUAGCCAAAUAUCUAGUCAAAACAUAUAAUCCUUCAAAUUUAUAUAUUACAUCGGAUUUUAAAGAAAAUUUAUUAAAUAUAAGUAUAAUAAAUUAUUUAGAAACAAGAUUUGAAUAUAUAAAUCUUUAUAAUUUAUGUUCCAAUAAACAAAAUUAUGAAAAUUAUACAAGAAAAUUAUUUACCAAAUAUUUUAAAUUUCCAUGGAUGUAUAAUCAAUCUUUAAAAUUUUAUAAUGAAUCAAUUGAAAAAAUUAAAAUUUUGGGAUUAAAUUCAAAAAAUUCAAAUAAUUUUUUUAAAUUUGAUAAAGAAAAUGAUAAUGAAGUAAUUGCUGAAACUGAAACUUUCAAUGAUGAUGAUAAUGAAUUAAUUGUGGAGAAAGAGGAAGAAGAAGGGAUUAAGCCAAUAAGUGGUUUACAUGAAAAGAGUUUAUUACAAAAAUCAAAGACCAAACAAAUACUAAAAGAAUCAAAAGCUUCGAUGAGAUUUUUGUUAUUACUUGAAAAAUAUUUAAAACAAUUACAGAGUUUAAAGAAGGAAAAAUCAGACCAACAAUUUUUCUUUGAUGAGGAUUUGCCUUCUCCUAGUGAUAUUUUAUUUUCAGCAUAUUUAUAUUGUUUGACAUAUGAAGAUCUACCUGAUAAAUUUAUCAAGAAUUAUCUUGUGCAAGUUGACGGCUUGAACGUGUCAGACUUUAAAAAGGUUGGUCAACCAUCAACACAAACAUUGGACAUAUCUAAUAAAGAAUAA
Lodderomyces pseudojiufengensis is the source of this 957-nucleotide messenger RNA. It is a transcript of the gene SAM37, whose product is annotated as SAM complex subunit. Gene Ontology annotation, cellular component: SAM complex. The record is from RefSeq and is a predicted model, not a curated record. Lineage: Eukaryota; Fungi; Ascomycota; Pichiomycetes; Serinales; Debaryomycetaceae. The transcript has a single exon. Bases 1 to 957 code for a protein of 318 amino acids. Gene Ontology annotation, biological process: mitochondrion organization.